AGCAGUACCUUUGAAUGCAACAGCGCGCACUCGUUGAACACACAAGCUUUUUUUCCCUUCAACUUUUUUUCCCCCCUCUACGCUUAGUCAGCCUGGCUGGCGUUAUUAAGGCAGAAAAGAAAGGAAGUGGCGACAGGCUAGCUGUUAGCCGACCAGUUACCAGUCUAUUUACCCAGCGACAAAUGUACUUUUGAAAAUCUUUUAUACCAGAGACGCCUCUUCUUCGUGUCGCCGAGGCGUACAAGGAAGCUACCUUUUUUCUUUUUUUGUCAGCUCCUUUUAUUUUUUUGUUUCCGCGCCGAUUUUAAGCUCGUUGUCUCAUCUUUGUCCGUCUCCGGGGUUGUUAGCCCCCCACAGACUCCAAGUCGGGUUGAAACCAAACCGAAUACAAACAAGACACGGAUAUACGAGCGUGUUGGUCAUUGGUGUUUGAUUUUUUAUCAGUCGCUUUAAUAGUGGGGAAUACAGUGAAGAGCAACACAAUGCAACAAGCAGCGAGGAAAGGUGCUGUGUGGUGAGAGGGAAGCGGUGGCUGCGGCAUGCUGAGGCAACUCCCCCUGACUCAGGAUGAGUGUCAGAGAUGGCAGUGCCGCCGUGGCAAUGAGUGCAGGUGGAGUAAGGGGGGGAGGGUGUCUGCCGACGAGCCCCAACGAUCAUGGACGCUCGUACCUGCUCCAGAUCUACCCACGGCUCGCUGCUGAGUCAUCCACCUGCUGCAAUCUAAGAGUGCAGAAGGAUGCUACAGCAGCCUCUGUGAUCUCGGAUGCUGCUGUGGCAUUAGGGCUGGAUCCUGGCCGCCUGUAUGUCUUAGCAGAGGUGAAGGAAUGUGGCGGGGAAGAGUGGGUGCUGGAAGCCGGAGAUCUUCCAGUGCAGAGGUUCCUCCUGUGGCCUCGGAAAGCCCAAGAGCAGCAUCCGCGGAGCCUUGGCUUUUACUUCUUACUCCAGGAGAGGAACAACGAUGGCUCUAUUCAUUAUGUCCACCUCCCACCCCUGUCCAAAGAGCAGGAGGCACAGCGGCUUGCCGCCAGGGGCUUCCUUCCACCUCCACAGGAUGACUUUGCAGACCUCUGUAACCUCCCCAAACUCAAUGAGGACAGCAUCCUAAACAAUCUGCGCACACGCUUUUACAAGAAAAAGAUCUACACUUAUGCAGGCAGCAUACUCAUUGCCAUCAACCCCUUUAAAUUUCUUCCAAUCUACAACCCAAAGUAUGUCAAGCUGUACGAAAACCACCAGCUAGGCAAACUGGAGCCGCAUAUCUUUGCUAUUGCGGACGUGGCUUACUAUGCCAUGCUCAGGAAGAAGGUGAACCAGUGUAUUGUCAUCUCUGGAGAGAGCGGCUCAGGCAAGACACAAAGUACCAACUUUCUCAUCCACUGUCUGACCGCACUCAGCCAGAAGGGCUACGCCAGUGGUGUGGAGAGGACUAUACUCGGUGCAGGACCAGUCCUGGAGGCCUUUGGAAACGCCAAAACGGCCCACAAUAACAACUCCAGCCGUUUUGGUAAAUUCAUCCAGGUUAAUUACCUUGAGACUGGAGUGGUGCGAGGUGCUGUGGUGGAGAAGUAUCUCCUGGAAAAGUCUCGUCUGGUCUCCAGAGAGAAGAACGAGAGGAACUAUCACGUCUUUUACUACCUGUUGUUGGGAGCUUCAGAGGAGGAAAGGAAAGAGUUUAAGUUGUUGCCACCUGAAGACUACUUCUACCUCAAGCAGCAAAACUUUAAGAUAGAAGAUGAGGAGGAUCUGCAUCAUGACUUUGAAAGACUACAGCAGGCCAUGGAGAUGGUUGGCUUCCUUCCAGCUACCAAGAAGCAGAUUUUUUCUGUGCUUUCGGCCAUCUUGUAUCUUGGCAACGUGACCUACCAGAGGAAGUCAACAGGCCGAGAUGAAGCCUUGGAGGUCGGGCCGCCGGAGGUCUUGGCCACUUUGUCUAACCUGCUGAAGGUGAAAGAGGAGCUUCUUGUUGAGGCGCUGACGAAGAGGAAAACAGUGACAGUCAAUGACAAGCUCAUCCUCUCCUAUAGCCACUCUGAGGCAAUCACGGCCAGAGACUCCAUGGCAAAAUCUCUAUACAGCGCCUUAUUUGACUGGAUUGUCCUACGCAUUAAUCAUGCACUCCUUAACAAGCGAGACAUGGAAGAAUCGGUCCCACGCUUGUCAAUCGGUGUCCUUGACAUAUUUGGCUUUGAGGACUUUGAGACCAACAGCUUUGAACAGUUUUGCAUCAACUAUGCAAAUGAGCAGCUGCAGUAUUAUUUCAAUCAUCAUAUAUUCAAUCUGGAGCAGGAGGAGUACCAAGCAGAGGGAAUCACUUGGCACAACAUAGAUUACAUAGACAAUGUGGGCUGUAUCCAUCUCAUCAGCAAGAAGCCUACUGGUCUGCUGUACUUGCUGGAUGAGGAGAGCAACUUCCCCCAUGCCACAGAUGAGACUCUUUUAGCCAAAUUCAAGCAGCAGCAUCAGGGGAACAAAUACUUUUUGUCCACACCAGUCAUGGAGCCUGCUUUCGUCAUUCAACACUUUGCUGGAAAAGUCAAAUAUCAAAUCAAGGAUUUCCGUGAGAAAAACACAGAUCAUAUGCGUCCAGACAUUGUGGCAUUAUUGCGGAGCAGUGACCGAGCGUAUGUGCGGCAGCUCAUCGGCAUGGACCCGGUGGCCAUGUUUCGAUGGGGCAUCUUGCGCGCCACCAUCAGAGGCAUAGCUGCCUUUAAUGAGGCUGGUCGCUUUUGGGCUGCCAAGACUUCAGGUGUUGUCCGUCCAACAUCCAGAACUCCUUUAGGAGAGAUUCAGCAGGCCAAUGCUCCAAUAGAGAGAAUGUACAAAAGAGCAUCUAUGCUCGAUUUCUACUUUGAUCACUCAGAGGAGCGCCCUCUAGAGGCCUUUGAAGACAUCUUUGCUAGCUAUGAGAGUAAAAAAGACAUGCAUGCGCAGAUCAUCAGCUCCAUUAAGAACUUGCAGCUGGAUGGUGAGGACCCUCGCAAGCUGCUGCAGUCCUGGGGUCGUCUCCGCUUCCCUCGACAUGUCCUCCAGAAAAACAAGGGAACGAAACAGAAGCAGAUCAUACCCAAGAACCUGUUGGAUUCUCGGUCCCUGAAGUUCAUUGUAAGCCUAACUCUACAUGAUCGCACCACCAAGUCACUUCUCCAUCUACACAAAAAGAAAAAGCCCCCCAGCAUCAGUGCCCAGUUCCAGACAUCUCUGACCAAACUCUUGGAAACUCUGAAUAGAGCAGAGCCUUUCUUCAUCCGCUGUAUCCGCUCCAAUGCUGAGAAGAAGGAGAUGUAUCUUGAUGAGGCCUUGGUGCUCCAGCAGCUCCGUUACACCGGAAUGCUAGAAACUGUUCGAAUUAGGAGGUCUGGCUAUGGAGCCAAAUACACAUUCCAGGAAUUCUUAGAGCAGUUCAGGGUUUUGCUGCCAAAGGACUCCACUGCUUCUAAGGAAGACAUUUCUGCUUUACUAGACAACAAAAUUUGCUUGGAUCCCACCACAUACCAGAUAGGCAAAACUAAGGUGUUUUUGAAAGAACUGGAGCGGCAACAUCUGCAGGACACGUUGCACAAGGAUGUGAUGCGUAAGAUUAUCUUCCUGCAGCGCUGGUUCAGAGCUCGCCUGCAGAGGAAAGAGUUUAUGGACAUGAGACAUUCAGCCGUCGUGAUCCAGCGUUCAUGGCGCAGCUAUUGCAAAGACGAGCAAAGGCGGCGGGCUGCCACUCUAAUCCAGGCUGUCUGGAGAGGGCACCGACAAAGAUCAACUUAUCAUCGCCAAAGACAAGGUGCCACCAAGAUACAAGCCUUGGUCAGAGGGCACUCGGCACGAAGGAGAUGCCACUCCAUGCGUGAGGAUCGACGCAGAAAGGAAGAAGAAAUGAAGGCAGAAGAGGAAAGGAGGCAGCAGGAGGAAGAGAAGGAAAGGAGGCGCAAGGAAGAGGAGGAAAUUAGGGUAAGAAUGGAGGCAGAAGAAAAAAGAAGAAAAGCUGAAGAGGAGGAAACGAGGAGAGAAGAGGAGGAGGCAAUAGGGAAAGUGUUGGAAGCUAAGGCUGCAUUGGAAGCAGCUGAGCUGAAACAAAGAGAACAGGGACGGGGGAAACAAGCAAAGGAGCCUCAAACAAGAGAGGAUCCAGAUAUAGAACUGGUUACAGAGGAGAUGCUGGAUGACAGCCUGCCUGACCAGGAGCCAGAUGAGGAGCAAGGUGAGGAUGAUGGGGAGGUUACAUCAAGCUCCCACACAGACGAGGAGCAGGUUAAGGAUGAAGAUGAGGAGGAGGAUGAAUGGCUACCCAAAGCACAAAAAAGAGAGUGUGAACAACUACCUCUCAGGUCUGGUUUGGGGACCAAUGGUACUCUGGCUGAGGCUGGUCCUCAGCGAGAUGAAAAGGUUUCAAAACAUAAUUUAUCUUUUAGUGGAAUCCCCUCCAAUGUUUUAGCACCCGCUUCUUCUGUUUCGGACAAGGCUUCCAGCACUACCUCUACAACCUCCCAUUCUGAACAUAAACUAGUCCGUCCUGUAGCCAAGGCCCAGGGCUCUAAAAGUCAGGAGAAGAGAGAGCAGAGAAGGCGGAGGGGGUUGGAGCACAACCAGAGAGAGACUUUGCGAGCUGCCUCCACGUCAUCCUCAGCGACCACUGUGGAACACACAUCCCCUCCAAAGAGCAAAACACCUGAGGCAUCAAAGCAAAGAGAGCAGGCUGACAGCAAGGAGCUUGAUCAGUAUACCUUUGUAGCCUGGAAGAAGGAAGAAAAAGGAGGGAAGAAGGAAGCCAAAAAUUCUUCGCAAUCCAGUGCUGUUCGUCCCACUUCAUUAUCACUGCAACUUGAUGACUCUAUGCAUUGGAAAACGGUGCCCGAUGGUGGAGCUUUGAGCCUGGAGCGCUGGCAUGGACCAGUCAAAGAGAAGUCGGAGAAAUGGAAGGGAAAAAAGACUGAUGGUGAAAACUCUCCUCCACCUCACAACAGAGAUGAGAAAAGGUCCAAGCAGCCGCUAAGUCAAACAGCUUCCUCCUCACUUGACAGUUUGUCUCCAUGUUCUGAGGGCGCCGGCGCUCUCUUAACCCGAGAGAUGAUUUUGUCUCCAGAGAGCUUCAAAGGAAGCUCCUUUAGGAGGAGAAACCAGGAGGACUCAACCCUCUCUACUCCAUCCACGCCAGACAAGUCAGGUGGUUUCUUCAGCAAAAUAUUGAAAAAGCGACCACACAAGGAGGCUCACACUCCCGACAAUGGAGAGUUGACACUUGCCCAGGUUCUCAAUGAAAAGCCAACAGGAGGGGAAGCCCCAGCAUCUGGACACCCAUUGAGACAUUUAUCCCAGUUCCAAGGAGAGCGUGCCAAUAAAAGUUUGGGCCGUAACCCUACCAUAAAAAUUAGUCGUGCCACACGUGUCUCUGAGCAGUGGAAUGCGUCACUGGAUCGGGAGAUCACGAACGCCAAUGAGUUGCGUCACCUUGAUGAGUUUCUGGGGAACCAGGUCAACGAUUUCCGCUCCAGGGGAAAGUCACUGUCAGCCACAGAGGCCAUCUUUGUAACAGCCACCAUGGAGUUUAGAGAGACUAUAAAAGCUAUGUAUUCUCUCCCUAAACCAACAAUUGGCUACAAAGGUCUGAUGUCAGGCUACCAAAACAAAGUGAUCCACCUGGCCGGUGACAAACAAAAAGAAGAAGUCCAACUUGUGGUCAACCUGUUUCAAUCUGUGCUAGAUGGCUUCAUUAGAGGGGAGAUGAAGAAAGAGGAAGCCGAGCCUGCCAAGCCUGCCAAAGCCAGGAAGAAGCGACGGAAAAAGGAUAAAAGUAUGGAGAGCCCCUUGGAUCACGUGUUCGUCAACUAUCAGGUCAACAUCAUGCAGUCAUGUGACCAGUGUACCUCUUACAUCUGGGGGAUGGAGAAGGCCUACAUGUGUAGCUAUUGUAAGAUGGUGUGCCACAAAAAAUGCCUGAGCAAAAUAGUCACAGACUGCUCCACUUUCUGUGCCAAAAAGAGUGACGAGGAGUCUGGUGGUCAACACUUCGGUGUGCGUGUGGGUCACCUGGUGAGUGAGAAGAACCCAGUGCCCAUGGUCCUGGAGAUGAUGCUGGAGCAUGUGGAGAUGCAGGGCCUCUACACCGAGGGUAUCUACCGCAAGUCUGGCUCAGCCAACCGCAUGAAAGAGCUACACCAGCGCCUGGAAACUGACCCCCACCUUGUGUGCCUUGAAGACUACCCCAUCCACACAGUUACAGGGCUGGUGAAACAGUGGCUGAGGGAGCUGCCUGACCCACUUAUGACCUUCACCCAUUAUAAUCAGUUCCUGCAUGCAGUUGAGCUGCCAGAUAAGCAAGAGCAGCUCUAUGCCAUCUACAAAGUGCUGGAGGAGCUUCCAAUGGCAAACUUCAACAUACUGGAGAGGCUUGUCUUUCACCUCGUCAGGGUGUGUAAAGAGGAGGCUCACAACCGUAUGUCUCCUAACUCCUUGGCCAUUGUGUUCGCUCCGUGCAUCUUGCGCUGCCCAGAUGGCGCUGACCCACUUCUUAGCAUGAAAGAUGUUGCCAAAACCACCACAUGUGUGGAGAUGCUGAUCAGUGAGCAGAUCAGGCGCUAUAAUGAAAAGAUGGAGGAGAUCGAGCAGCUGGAGUACGCAGAGGCUCUGGCUGUCAACCAGCUCAAACUCAAGAGAAAGAAUACGCACUACUGCCAUUUACCUCUCAGGUUCUCAGCUCCUUACAAAGGAGUGGUGGUGCAUGAAAAGGUUAGUUCAGACCUCAAAACUGUCCCUGAGAAUGAGCCUCUGGACUCAGAUUCGGAGGCUGAGAAGAACCUGGUGGAACGUAUCAAGUCCAUCAAACAGGAGAAAGAGGAUCUGGCCUGCAGGUUACCAGAGAUGGAGCAGCCUGGUUCAGACCAGGAGAACCUGGACUCUGAAGCCUCACUGAGCUCUGAAAGCCUCUUGGACGAGCAGCAGCGUUCUUCUGCCCACAACUCGGAGCCUGAUGUUGGAGUUGGCCCUCAGCAGAGGAAAUACAGGGCUGUGCAGCCACCUGAACCAUCGCACCUGGUGCAGAGACUGUCACUCCCUGGUGGGCGUGUGUGUCUGCGAGAAAUCACUCCUGCUGGCUCUUCCUCCUCUGUGUCCAGCUCUUCCUCUUCAAUAUCCGAACCCUCCAACACCACCUGCAGGCACCCGCUGCAGCGCCGCAACCCCGUCAUCCCGGACACGGUUAAACUGCCUCCGGGUGUCCUCGCCCAGCCCACGAGCUCGGGUCCAAGGCGGGUUUCCUGCCCUCAUGGAAAGCAUGCUUUUCACUACUUGGUGAGGAGAAGGGAGCAACCAGGCCGCCACAAAGAUGGCACCCAGUCCCUCUACAUCGACGGGCCUGAGUGUGACCUGUUGACUCAUUUCUCCUCCUGCCCUCCUUCCGCUUCCUCCUCCUCCUUGUCCAUCGCCACGGCGGGGCCUCAUCCUCCACGCCAGCGCAACAAAACACCACCCUGCGAGGACCACAGACGCUUUUCUGACCCAGACAUACCUUACAUGGACAAUGAUGUCUGAGCAGGAAGCUUGAUUUGGAAGUUACACAGAUUACAAUCUGCAGAAACUAAUUGACAGUGAAUAUAACGUGGCAUGUUGCCAUGCACCUUUUUGUAACAUUUUUUUCAAUACUGUACUUUCAGUACAGCUCAGUCAGUACAGAGGUUAUGUAGCCUAAGGGUGGACCUGCAAACAUUCCCCCUCCCCAUCCCACCCCCAUUUGUGGUAAGUUAAGUUCCCAGUUGUACUUUGUCAUUUCUUGGUUCUCAGAAUGAAAAGGUGAAGCCAACAUGCU
Phyllopteryx taeniolatus (common seadragon) is the source of this 7789-nucleotide messenger RNA. It is a transcript of the gene myo9bl, whose product is annotated as myosin IXb-like. Gene Ontology annotation, biological process: intracellular signal transduction. Lineage: Eukaryota; Metazoa; Chordata; Actinopteri; Syngnathiformes; Syngnathidae. Gene Ontology annotation, cellular component: myosin complex. The record is from RefSeq and is a predicted model, not a curated record. The transcript has 44 exons. Gene Ontology annotation, molecular function: GTPase activator activity; microfilament motor activity; ATP binding. Bases 568 to 7515 code for a protein of 2315 amino acids.